Cynoglossus semilaevis (tongue sole) is the source of this 7462-nucleotide messenger RNA. RefSeq names its product solute carrier family 6 member 17 (gene slc6a17). The coding region runs from base 663 to 2855 and encodes 730 amino acids. Lineage: Eukaryota; Metazoa; Chordata; Actinopteri; Pleuronectiformes; Cynoglossidae. Gene Ontology annotation, biological process: proline transport; L-leucine transport; glycine transport. Gene Ontology annotation, cellular component: plasma membrane; synaptic vesicle. The transcript is spliced from 12 exons. The record is from RefSeq and is a predicted model, not a curated record.
GCAGCACGACUAACCAUGGCUUCCCUUGCACAGGCACGUAUUCAAUCCUGUUUUUGAUUGAAAGCUACCUGUACGUGAUGCUCAUGUUUUCCUCCAGAGAACACUGCAGAUGUUCUUUUGGACCAGCUGCUGACGUCAGCACGAGCGGGUGAGUCAAACCUGCGUCACACUCCGUCGUGACUCUCCAUAGUAAUGUGUCCAUGUAUUCUGUGGGCGCCUGAUUUAUCCCACAAAACACGGCCGCACGACCACGUGGAACCGAGGAGCGGUGUGGGCUGCUCCCCCAUCAGUGGACUCUAAAGUGAGACUAACGACAAACCAGCACCUGCGCAGGUUCUUGCUGUUAUAGUGGCGGGCGUGUUGAGAUAUUGCGUCACGCUUUACGCACCGUGAUGCGCCCCGUGUGACUGGAAGCUCCGUGGUUUGGCUCCUGUUUGCGCGCAGAUAUGUUACACACAGACAGAGACAGUGUUUGAAUGAAGAUACUGCAUAUGCUCUGUGGAUUUAUGCAGUGACGGCGAAGUGGACGGUACCUCCGACCCUGCAGAGUACACGAGGUUAAAAAAAAAGCUCAAAACUUCAGACACAGUCAACGUCCAGCUUCACUCUUCUCUCCACCACCACCUCCACUCCUCUGAAGGAGCUUCUGUGCUGCUGCUGCCAUGCCAAAGAACACUAAGGUGACCCAGCGGGAGCACAGCAAUGAGCCCGUCACCGAGUCGGUGGCUGACCUGCUGUCCCUCGAACACCCCAUGGACUAUAAGAGCAGUCAGAUGAGCAUGGGCCUGAGCCCUGGCUCCACCGCCCCAGGAAAGGCACUGCUGCCCUCCCCGGACCCAGACGCUGAGGAUGGCAGACCGGCCUGGAACAACAAGCUGGAGUACAUUCUAGCACAAGUGGGCUUCUCUGUGGGCCUGGGAAACGUCUGGAGGUUCCCGUACUUGUGCCAGAAGAACGGUGGAGGUGCAUACCUGGUGCCCUACUUCAUUCUCCUCCUGCUCAUUGGCAUUCCCUUGUUCUUCUUGGAGCUGGCUGUGGGUCAGAGGAUCAGACGCGGGAGCAUCGGUGUGUGGAACUACGUCUACCCACGGCUGGGAGGAAUCGGAGUUUCCAGUCUGAUGGUCUGCGGUUUUGUCGGCCUCUACUAUAAUGUGAUUAUUGGUUGGAGCAUCUUCUAUUUUUUUAAGUCUUUCCAGUAUCCACUGCCUUGGGCUGAAUGCCCCAUCGAGAGAAAUGGAACCCAAGCCAUCGUGGUGCCCGAAUGUGAGAAGAGCUCGGCCACCACUUACUUCUGGUACCGUCAGACUCUCAACAUAACCAGCACCAUCGACGACACCGGCGGCCUGAACUGGAAGAUGACCCUGUCUCUACUGGUGGCUUGGAUCAUGGUCUGUUUGGCCGCCAUCAAAGGCAUCCAGUCGUCUGGAAAGGUGAUGUACUUCAGCUCUCUCUUCCCCUAUGUGGUGCUGUUCUGUUUCCUGGUGCGAGGUCUGUUCCUCAAGGGAGCGGUGGACGGAAUCGCCCACAUGUUCACCCCUAAGCUGGAAAAGAUGUUGGAGCCUCAGGUCUGGAGAGAAGCAGCCACACAGGUCUUCUUCGCCCUCGGUCUGGGCUUUGGAGGCGUCAUCGCGUUCUCCAGCUACAACAAGAGAGACAACAACUGCCAUUUUGAUGCUAUUCUAGUCUCCGUCAUCAAUUUUAUUACAUCCAUCCUGGCUACUUUAGUCGUGUUCGCUGUGCUGGGCUUCAAGGCUAAUGUAAUGAAUGAGAAGUGUGUUGUCGAGAACGCUGAGAAGAUCCUGGGCUACCUGAACACCGGUGUGCUGAGCCGAGAGCUCAUUCCUCCUCACAUCAACUUCUCCCACCUGUCUACUCAGGACUACGCAGAGAUGUACGGCGUGAUUAAGACAGUGAAGGAGGACACCUUUGGUCAGCUGGGCCUGGACGCCUGCUUGUUGGAGGAUGAGCUCAACAAGUCUGUUCAGGGCACUGGUCUGGCAUUUAUAGCUUUCACUGAGGCCAUGACACAUUUCCCUGCCAGUCCCUUCUGGUCUGUCAUGUUCUUCUUCAUGCUGAUCAACCUGGGGCUGGGAAGUAUGAUUGGCACAAUGACCGGCAUCACCACACCCAUACUGGACACGUUCAAGAUCCGCAAGGAGAUCCUUUGUGUGGUCUGCUGUGUGAUAGCCUUCUUGUUAGGCCUGCUCUUUGUGCAGCGGUCUGGGAACUACUUUGUCACCAUGUUUGACGACUACUCAGCUGGUUUGCCUCUGAUCGUGGUCGUGAUCUUAGAGAAUAUCUCUGUGGCCUGGAUCUAUGGCACAAAGAGGUUUAUGCAGGACUUGGAGGACAUGCUGGGUUUCAGGCCGUACAGUUUCUACUACUACAUGUGGAGGUAUGUUUCCCCAGCUAUCCUGUUGUUGCUCACUGCUGCCUCCGUCGUUGAGAUGGUCGUCAGCCCUGCGGGAUACAACGCCUGGGUGGAGUCCGAGGGAUCAGAGCGAUUUCUGAACUACUCUCCCUGGGCUUUAACCAUGGCCUACACUCUGGUAGUUGUGGCCAUGCUGCCUUUGCCCUUGGUUUUCAUCGUCCGUCACUUCAACCUGAUCUCAGAUGGCUCCAACAAGCUGUCCGUCUCCUACCGUAAAGGCAUGAUGAAGGACAUCUCCAACCUGGAGGAGCAGGAUGAACAGCGCUUUAUCCUCGGCAAAAAUCCCAGCGAGACUCCCUCCCCGAUGCCCGCCCACCGCGCCUACCUGGGCCCUGGUGGCACUCAGGAGAUGACCAACACCAACUAUGGCACAAGCACCAAAACAGGCUACCAGAAUAUUGGAUCGCCCGAGUCUGAGUUAUGAUCCAGUGAGCUCAGAUAUCCUUCAAUCCCAUAAACCCCCUGCUUGAAAAGGAAGAGAUGGAGGAAGAAAAAAAGGAGCAAAGGGAGAAAAUAAAUUCACUGCCAGUUCGUUGCAAAGUUCAUCACAUCCUAAACCACCAGAGCUCAAUCUCUGGACACCCCUGUCCCCCAUCACCCCUUCCUCUCUCCCCUCCUAUGGUUUCACCUGGACAUAGAAUUCAUGCUGCUAAUCACAGAUCACUCCUGGCUGAGAUGAAGGGAUCAUGAGAAUGUGAGUCACACACAGGAGCUGAUGAGCUUUUUCAUCUGUCGAGGUAUUACAAGAGAAAUAGGGUGAAGCUAGCGCUAGGAAGGUUCGUAGUGGGAUUAUACACAGGCAUUUUUUAAUAACUUCUGGCCAAGGUUACGGUGUGUGCAACACCGUUAUAUGUAAUGUGUUAAAAAGUAAUUCUGUUUGUGUCCGUGUUUGAAGAAGGUCACCUCCGAGACAGACAGGAGGAGGACCAACGGCGUUGUCUGGGUGAUGUGUAGAGGGUUGUUAUUUGUGACAAUCCCACAGUGUGUCACGGAACAAAACAGUCUAUGACAGAAUGUUCACCAAAUGAUCCAUAGCAGUGUGUAAUAGAUGAUGCAGACGGUGUGCACAGUGUUACAAACACGUUAUAUCUUCAUGUUAAUUGUGCCUAUCAACAGUCAUUAUCAGCAAUAAUAUCCAGUCAGAGUAGGGAGCUCACCAAGCCGUGGUUGUCCUUCUAUCUCCAUCUCCCUCCACUGGUGUAUAAUGUAGUACAUUGUGUAGUAGUUCAACGUCGCACCAUAACAAUGUCGUGUAUAUUCGUCUCAGUAGUGAAGCCGGAGGACGUUUUCGGCCUCAAGCAGUGAAGCACAGACGCCCAACGCCAUCAGCACAAUUCAGAGUCUUUACAUCAAGAGGCCAUUUUAAAAAAUCCUGUAUAUAUCGUCAUCAUUAAAACCAAGGCCACAGGUGUGUCUGUUCUGUUCCAGUCACAGCUGGCCGAGACAAAGCCUAUCCACUUCAAUCAAUCAUUUUAAUCAAGUGAUUCUAUUUUGAUCACUGCCUUAGAGGGAACGGAGGUGGUAAUGGACAAGUGGAGAUACAGUUAGCAGAGCGGCUGCUUGUCUCUGUGUUGUUGAGCCAAGGAGAGAACUGGGAAUGUGAGUUGUCUCUGUGUGGACAGAGCAGACGGACAGUGUCUGUGUCUCUAUUCAGGGGCUGAAGCUGAAUGUGUAGGUUGUUGGAAUUCUUAAUAAUAAUAACAAUGUAACAGACUAACAAGUCUGUUCCAAAAUGGCUUCCUUUUAAAGAUUUAUACAGCAGAACAUUUCUGCCACAGCCUACAACAUUAUACAUAUAAGGAAUAAUAGUCAUUUUUUUGCAGAUAUGUAUGUUUGUUUACGUUGUUUAAUUUCUACUUGGGUUACAUAUGACUGAUUAUGAAGUUAAAAAAUGCUACUUUAUGUAGUUUUGGAUAAUUGAGGACAAACUAACUUACUAAACUAACAAACCUUCAGUCUACCCCAAAUCUGGACUUAGCUGCCACUUUUGCGACUUUUUGUGCUACCAUUUGACUGAUGUAUACAUUAAGGUUUUUUUUAAAACAAAAAAGCAUUGAGCUAAAAUGGCUGUACCAGGACUUUCAUGCUACAUUACAUGGUUCUGUGAUAUGAUUUGCUGUUUUUGCUACUUUCAGGUAGUUCCCAAGCUAAUAUUAGUGAGGAACAAUGGCAAAGAAAUAUGAAUCUUUUCCAAUUACAUUGUCUUAGUGUGUUAGUAGGACAUCUUUAAUCACUAACACAGUCAGUGAGGAGUUCAUGACUAUAUUAAAAGUGUCACUGACUUUAGACGGGUUGGGUGUAUUUCUCAGACUUCAGCCAGUUCCAUCUUAUUGGUUUGAUCAUGUCAGAUGUAGCAAAUCCAAGACAAGCAUAUAAUGACUAGGAUGCUGUCAAAUAUUCAGAAAUGAUUCACAUGCCACAACCUCUGAAACGUCUUCAUUUUCAAGUUCAGGGUAACAAACGCAGCCCCCUUCAGCUCAAGCCUCCACACUGAGACACAGCCAAAGUGUUGUCAUGCACAGCUGAAUGAAAGCUCUUGGUGACCCUGCCUGUUUAAAAAUAGAGCUGUGUUACCCAGGGGAUGCCGUGGCAACGCACCAUAGAUACAGGUCCUCUUCUGGUGAGAAUGAGACACCUUGCUUUGUCUGCUCCACCUGCACAGCUUUUUGUCCAGCAAUACAGAGACGAGACAGUCCAAAAUAUGGACACGAUAUUUCUCUAAUGUUAGCGCACACAAAUAGAUCAUUGCCUCACUGCACAACUGUCAUGCUGAACCUAAUCCCUGAGAGAACAACAUCUAGGUAUCAUUCUUCUACAUUCCCUGGAUUUUCAUAAGCACUACCCAAUCACGUUGAUGUCUGUCAGUGACGACUAAAGCUCCUUUAUUUUUUUUAAAUGUAAAUUAUUGUAAAACGAUGUAUGUUUACGGUAUAUGUACCAUAUUGAUGUUAGAAAUAAUAUAAUCCGUUGACCAGGAGGGGGCGCCAUUGACACAUACUCCCUCGCGACCCCUCCCUGAGACAACAGCAGUACUUGAGAACGAAGUGUGAAGCACAGUCAGUCACGUUGUUCAGGUGCCUGAACAGCAUCUCUGUCGUUGGUGUCGCCUUAUGUUUCACUCAUCUUUAUUUUUCUACUUUGGUUGUGACGUAUUUGGACCAAUAACCACUUUGUCUGAUUUCUCACUGGAGCACUUUAUUUAGAUGAAGACCCUGGAGUUGGUAGUUUUAUAAGCACAAGUCAGAGAGAACACUUCUGUGGUUGAAGCUUCAGUCAAGCCCCUGCUUGAAUUUAAAUGAUAAGCAAUAUUUAUUGACGUGCAUUAUUCAUCUCCUUAAAUAAACCACAAUUAAAAUGACACUGUUUAAAUUAUAUAGAUACAAUUGUUUAACACGUUAAACAAUUGUUAACAGUGGGCAAAAAGCAUUGAUCCCAAACAGUGUUGUCAGCUUUUAUAUUACAAUUCUUUUUUUAAAGUGUGACUUGUCUACAGUGAAAGGAUUUUGAAAGCCAGUUAAUUAGGCCUGUCACCAAAAUGACGUUCUUGGCUGAUGUGUCGCUCCAGAAACUUAUUUCAGAGUGGCUGACAGUGCACUUUAUUUAAUUUAUUUAUUACAGUUAUUGCCAAAGUCCAUAUUUUCCAAAUGACAGUAGAAGAAAAGUGUUGUUGUUGCUGUGUGCAACACCAUCAUAGUGAAUAAGUGUUUGCAUAAGAAACACAAACUCUAGUGAUUUUAAAAAUGUGUCCUCUGAUUGGACGAGAUUACUAACGUGGCACAGUUUGAAGUAAUAUUAUUCCAAAUAUUUUAGCACAGGAUUUUAGGUGACGUGGGAACUUUUUGAAGCACAGACGUAUGAGCACAACUCCUGUCCUAAUGAUAGUGAUUGGCUCCAGACAAGGAACUAAAGAAACACUGAGUGGAUGGUUUUGGUUAUGGUCUGGUUUCAAAGGAGGAAACUGAAGUAGGAAUCUCCACUAAUUGAUUUCUUGGUCAUCACUGAUGAGGAUAGGAUGCAUAAAAAAUAACUUGUACUGAUGAAGAAUGUUACACAAAGAGAGCACAUACAGCAGAGAGCAGGAGAACUCUUAAUAGCACAGUGGUCAUCUUAGAAAUAAGACACAAGUCAUUACAGUCGGACUUGUGGAUCAGGACCAAGUGUUUAGGGAACACAGUCACAGCACAUGGUUCUACUGAAUAUGACAAACGAAGAAACUCUUCCUUGGAAUGUUAGAAAAUCAACUUUUCAAUGCACCUUUUCCAUUAAAGAAGGAAUCACGAUGGAUAUCAAGACUUCCAACUCCAGGGCCUUUAUGUUGUCCAUGUGUGUCGGCCAUGUUGCAUUAGGUUCCACAAAAUCAGCUGUGUUGGAUUACUGAGAUAAUGGGAACAAACGUAGAGUAAUAGUGUGUUUAAUUAGUCUCUCUGUGACCCAACCAUAGUUAUAUUUAUAGUAUUUUAGAGGAUGUAUUUACUCUGUACAUAUGGAUGUACAUUCUGGUAAAUUCAUGGAGUAUCUGUAGUAAGAGUGACAGGAUGUAUACUUGAGCUACUGUAAAUAAUCCAUUGUAUAUUUUGAGAUAUUUUUUUGAUCUUACUCCGUACCGUAGGUAACGUUGCUUUAGCGUCACUUUGUUGGUUCAUGGUGUUAGUGUGUGAUUGUUCCCAAUACAAAUAGACGAGUGUGUGUGUGUGUGCGCGCGUGUGUGUGUAGGGUUUUGAUGUUUAAAUGUGUGUUUCUUCUCCUUUGUCAGUGUUGUGUGCUGCUGAUUUAAUCUGGUAGAUAAAAACUCUGUUGUUACGGUGACCUGUGACCUCUAAUGUCAGCAGUCUCCUCUGUGUGUUCUCACCGGAGCUGCGGUGGUUUCCAGCACAAAACCCGGCAAAAACACAAUCGACAAGAAAUGUUUUAUCGAUAACAAUGGAAAAAACUGUUUAUUUUUGGUUGUUGGUUGAAGAGAGUGAAGGACUGUACAAACAAGACGGGUGAAACAGCGACCAGGAAAUUAAAAUAAAACACUUUUAUCAAACA